AAAAAAACAAAUGUCAAUACUUUUUGUUGAUAUUGUUUUUCCUACAUAAUAUUUAUUCAUUCAUAUUAUGAUAAAAGGAAAAUAAUAUUUUUAAGCAGUACAAUUAAUUGAAUUACGUUUUAUUAAGUCACUUUAUUCUAAGGCUUUAAGUGCUUAUUUUAUAAAAAAUGUCCGAUGACGAGGUUAUUAGGUUUGAAAUAACAGAUUACGAUUUGGAUAAUGAAUUUAACCCCAAUAGGGGAAGAAAAGCAAAAAAAGAACAACAAAUAUAUGGUGUUUGGGCAAAAGAUAGCGAUGAAGAAGACAAUGAAGACAACAUCAGGCAAAGAACUCGGAAGCAGAAAGACUUUUCUGCUCCCAUUGGUUUUGUUGCAGGUGGGGUGCAACAAGCUGGAAAGAAGAAAGAGGAGAAAAAAGAACUAGAAUCAGCAGAUGCACCAACCUCGAGACCAGCUUUUGCAGUCGACAGUUCUGAUGAAGAAGGACCAGCCAACCCUGACGAAAGGGAUACUGCAGGUUUGCGCCGACAAGGACAGGGUAUGAGGCCACCUAACCUGGGUGGUAAUGUAGGCACUUGGGAAAAACACACAAAAGGAAUUGGUGCUAAGUUGCUCUUACAGAUGGGCUACAAACCUGGAAAAGGUUUGGGUAAAGAUCUACAGGGUAUUUCUGCUCCUGUAGAAGCUACUGUGAGGAAAGGAAGAGGCGCUAUUGGUGCAUAUGGCCCCGAGAAAGCAGCACUAAAGGCUAAAAAGGAAGAAGAGCGUCGCCUUAAAGAGAAGGAAGAACAAGAGAAAGGUACAACAGAGAAGACUUACAACUGGAAGAAGUCACACAAAGGCCGGUACUUCUAUCGCGAUGCUGCAGACGUAAUUCAAGAGGGUAAACCCACAAUGCAUACUAUAUCCAGCAGCGAGUUAUCUCGCGUGCCGGUGAUCGAUCUAACGGGGCGGGAGAAGCGCGUACUGUCCGGCUACCACGCGCUGCGAGCCGCCGCGCCGCGGUUCGAGCACGAGCCGCGCCGCGAGUGUCGCCACUUCACCGCGCCGCAACUGGCUCAUAAUUUAGAGCUCGUCGUGGAUUGUUGUGAGCAGGAUAUAAUCCAGAACGCUCGCGAACUGCAAACAGCCGAGGACGAAAUCGUGGUCCUCGAGAGGGAACUGGAAGAAUGCGACACCAAGUUGUCCGAGCAAGACAACGUGAUAUCCAAGAUGCAGGGGAUUAUCCGCCGCGUGCAAGAGUUGGCUGAACCGGAUGUGUCUUUGGAGACGUCGUACGAAGUGUUGAGCGAUUUAAAGGAAAACUAUCCUACCGAGUACGACGUAUUCGGACUAGGCACGAUAGCUGGCAACAUCGUGAGUCCACUGCUCAGUGCUCUAUUGGCCACCUGGCAACCCUUGGAGAAUCCUGAGGACCCCAUACCAACCUUCCUUAAAUGGAAGAAACUACUGACCGACGAAGCCUACAGCAGUUUAUUGUGGCAACAUUAUGUACCGGCUAUCAACACGGCUGCUGAAUCAUGGAAUCCUCGCGUGCCAGGCCCUAUGUUACGCGCUUUGACUAGUUGGUCAGAAGCUUGUCCAGAAUGGGUUCUUUCCGCAACCGCUGCCCGCUGCGUAGUUCCCAAGAUUCUGGGUGCGGUGAGAGCCUGGGACCCCACCGGCGAUACUCAACCACUGCACCAGUGGGUGCUGCCUUGGCACGAUAUAGCGGGAGAAGCUCUAGCCCGCGGCACAUAUCCAGCGAUACGUUCCCGCUUAGCGACGGCGUUAGGCGCUUGGCAUCCAGCCGACCCCUCAGCUAGGACUCUGCUAGCGGCCUGGAGACACGCGUGGGGCUCCGCACUGACUGCCAUGCUGCACCAACAUAUAGUUCCAAAGCUCGACCACUGUUUGCAACACACGGCUUUGGAGUUAGUCGGCGCUGGCAAUGCCGCUUGGCUAUGGUGCGUGGAUUGGCUGGAGUUGCUUGGCGCGCCAACCUUAGCCGCCAUAGCUUCGCGCGCAUUGCUGCCACGCUGGUUGGCCGCAUUGGCAGCUUGGCUGAACACUAAUCCGCCACACGCUACUGUCCUGGCAUCUUAUACAGAUUUCAAGAAAAUGUUCCCAGACGAGGUUCUAAAGGAACCAGCAGUGCGUGACGCGUUUCGUAAAGCUUUAGACAUGUUGAAUCGAAGCACAGACAUUGAUUCUGUGGAACCUCCACCACCUCCUCGAUUCACUAUCACAGAAGCACCCAAAGAAACGUCCAGAAUAGCAGACGUUCUAGCUUCAACUACCCAACAGAAAUCCUUCUCAGAACUACUCGAAUCACGGUGCAUAGAAAAAGGAAUAACAUUCGUACCAAUAGUGGGCAAAUCUAGGGAGGGAAGACCCCUAUACAAGAUAGGAGACAUGCAGUGUUACGUCAUCAGAAAUGUGAUUAUGUACUCUGAAGAUAACGGCAGGACUUUCGGACCUAUUAGUAUGGACAGACUUUUGACGAUGGUUGAAGAUUAAGUGUUUAGUAAUUACAUAUGUAUAGUGUGAUUGAGUUAAGUAAAGGAAACGUCCAGAAUAGCAGAUGUUCUAGCUUCAACUACCCAACAGAAAUCCUUCUCAGAACUACCUGAAUCCCGUUCCAUAGAAAAAGUUAUAACAUUCGUACCAAUAGUGGGCAAAUCUAGGAAGGGAAGACCCCUAUACAAGAUAGACAUGUAGUGUUACGUCAUCAGAAAUGUGAUUAUGUACUCUGAAGAUAACGGCAGGACUGUCGGACCUAUUAGUAUGGACAGACUUUUGACGAUGGUUGAAGAUAAGUGUUUAGUAAUAAUGUAUAGUGUGAUUGAGUUAAGUAAAUUAUAAUAAUAUAAAAGGCAAUUUAAGACUGCGGAAAGUUUGUUUUUAUUUAUUUAAAUCUUUUAUGAAUUAUUCACUAAUUAUGGCCCGGACUAAGAAAGCUAAAGUAUGAUAUAUAAAAUAAAGCGUUACACCAACAACUUCAGCUACCGGAAUUCGAAUCCGGGACCUAUGGAGCAGAAGAUAGAAUCAAUGCCUUUUCCACUACGCAGUUUUAAAUUUUACCUCGUGAAAGUAAAUAUAACGUUUUAAGUUUUAUUGGCUGAAGAGAAAAUACAGUGGUGAUGCAUUAAUAACAUUUAUUAAAAUGAGUAGGCUAACUACAAUUUGGACACUACAAGCAUGCUAUUUUCUAACUACAAUGAAGCAAGUUGCUAUUACUAAACAUAUAAUUUAAUAACAUAUAUUAUUAAUACAAUGGACAAGAAUUCUGCAAAAUUAUCCCACUAGGGGCGCUAUAAUAGCUUGACCCCAUACUUCGAUCAAAUACAUACCUAUUAGCUUAUGUUCAUUUUUAAGCUUUUUAGUAAACAACAUACAAAUGCCGAGUUGUGCAGUUCCUGGUUGUUGUGAGAAAACUCCAUGCUUACCGACUAAAAUAUAAAUAUAUAUGUUGCUUUGAAAAGGGGGGGGGGGGUAAACUGAGCUGCUGUUUACAUCAUGGUAUGUAUCUGGGGCAGGUAAAAUAAGAUAGAUUUGACUAAUGAGCCCGCUAAAAAUUACUCAGAUCCAUGAACUAUGAAAAUAAUCAUGGUAAAUGCAUCUAUGUACCGAGAAUGAGCAUUCUAGCAUAAUAAUAGAAAAAGUACCUUUCUACUAGAUCAGCUUUUCUGCCUUGUACAGAUGUUCCUCUCCUUUUCAACCCUGUUUUUAGCUGUAUUACAGACCAUGUUGAAUACAUUUUCACCACUUAUUUUAUAUUAUUAACAAAAAAAAACACGUUUAAAAUGUGACAGUGGCAAUAUUUGGCUGUGGUUUGGGUCAAGCGUUUGCAGCGCCAUCUAUGUCGAGCUUUGCGUGUACAUUAUUCCAUUACAUUCAAGUCAUAAACCAAAUAAAUAUACUUUCAAUUUCACAUAAUUCACUGUAUGUGUUUUCCAAAUUAUGUGUUUUUUGGUUUAGACUAUUCUUGACCGGCCUUUGAUGUGUGUGAUUUUUUUUCUUAGUUAAAUUGUAUAUCUUGAUGCAAAAUCACAAUUGCGCUUAAUAUUGUUGCGCUGUAAUUGGUAAAAUCACAUGCGCAGAAUACAUUGUUUAUGUAUAAAAUUGUUGAAAUCCAAUCUAUUGAAAUGAAAGGAGUGCCAUCUAUCGGAUAACUCAGUAUAUUGCGAUUUGUUUUGCAUAUGACACACAGAAAAAGGGCUGGUCAAGUUUUACCACCAGCAAUACACAAAGGUUAUUGGUUUUUUUGUUAAAUUUCUAAAAGGUACAAGUACAGUUUUGUAGUUCUAUAGUUAGAGACAGGUAACAUGCAAUCACAAGAAUCGUAGCUUUUAAGAUUAUAUUUAGGUACUACAAAUUGUGAUAAAUGUGUUUAAUAUACAUACGUGCGAUAUUCCCUGAAUAGUGAUUUUAAUACAAAUUUUAAUAUAUUAGUAUUGGCAAUGUAAUAUAAAAUAUAAUAUGGUACUACAUAAGACAAGAAAUAUGUAAGUUAAGUCAAUAUUUUUUGGAAAUAAUUGAAAAAUGACAAAACUCACCCAGAAUCUAUUCACUGGAAUAACGCAAAGUCAUAAAUGAUCAUUAGCUUAUUAAUAACAUAAACUGGUUUCUUAUGCUCGUUUUCAUACUUUGGCGGUUUGGAAGACUUGUUUGCUUAGUACAAAAGAAGAAUAUUGAAAAUUUCAAGCCAAAAGAAAAAAAGAAUAAAAAUACUCGCGAUCUUCAUUAAACUUAAAAUGCUACAAAGUAACAACAGUUUCAACCAACUAUAGUCCAUAAGGGUUUUAAAUUAUGGAUAUAGUUUAAAGCUCAAAAAUUGUUCCUUUUUAUUGGCUAGCUCUAGCUAUUACAAACUAUUUCAAGUAAAUAUCGACUAAAAAGUAUUUAUCCUAUUAUAAGUGCUUUUUAGUGGUAGAUAAGUAGAAAAAUAUAAUAGCUAUGCUAUGUUUAAGGUAUAUCCUAGUGAUAUUUUUUGCAAUUGGCAAGAAUUUUUGGUACGCAAAAUGUUUAACACCCGGUCUACAUUUUUGCGUAAUUAUAAUUUAAUGUCACUGGGUAAUAUUAAUAUUCUACUUUUGUUUGUAAAUAUGAUAAUCGAUCUUCUUUUAUUCGAGUGCGUUCGUUCGAGCAAAAAUAUUUAAUAUUUUUUUUUCCAACACACCAAUUAGCCUAGCCCCAAAGUAAGCACUAUAAGGCUCGUGUUAUGAGAUGCUAGGGUAACGGAUAGAAUAUAUAUACUGUACAUAUAUAAGUAAUAUUUAUAUAGAAAUACAUAUUAAACAUCCAUGACUGGAGUAUAAAUGCUCAUGUUUAUCACUCAAACAUCUGCCGCCACCGGGAUUCGAACCCGGGACCUCUCGAGUCGGUGACACCAUGAAACCCGGCGUACAAACCACUCGGCCACGGAGGUCGUCAUAAUUAGUGAGAUAAUAAAGAUAUAUUUUAAUUUUUAACCCAUAAUAUCUCUUUAUUAUUUGACUAAUUAUUUGUAUUUUUUUAUGAAUCGCCGUUAGCUAUAUAUUGUUAAGAUCAUAUGUUUUAAAGUCAUAGAUACGUCAUACACGCUUCUAAUUUGGCAAUACGAAAGUCAGGUAUUUGCCCGACUUGACAUUCAGCCGGGCACGCUCUCUCGCCGCGGCUACACUUUGCUACAACGUGUAAAUAUUUUACGGUUUUCCAGACAAAAAGCCCUAUUUGUGUUUUUAGAUAGUACACGGGAACUAUUAGAGACUCGAAAAACUUGUCAUUUCGUUCGAGUACUUACGGAUGAAAUGACACGUUUUGUUUUAAAGAAAUUAUUGUAAAAAUAUUUAGCAUUCCUUAUUUUGACGGUUGCUGACACCGUUGACACAACGAGGCUAUAGAGCCAGAUGUAAUAUGCUUUAUGAUUAUGAAUGAGAGUAAAAGACACUAGUGCACUCUAUUGGCGGCUGUUACCAAGCGAAGUUGGGUCGGGGACUAUUUAAGCCAUUUUAAAAUGCAAUAAUGUUAGCAUAUAACGUCGUCAUUGUUACAAAACCUCUUGAUAUUUGAGGCGUAUCGAGAUCGAAUUAAACUAUUCGAAUUCAAUAUUAGUUCGUGCUAAAGGUACAGCACAGUUUUUGUAGUGCUGUAGUUAGAUACAGGGAACAUGCAGUCUACAAGCUAAGAAUAUAUUUAAGUUCUACUGAUUGUGGUAUACGUGCGAUAUUCACAAAAUAGUGAUUCUAAUACAUAUUAAAAAAUAAAAGUGUUGUCAAUAUUUAUUAUGGUACUACUACUAUGGUAAGGCAAGAAAUUAUUAUUUUUUAGAUAAUGCAAAAAUUUCUUUACGUUGGUAAGUAUAAUAAGCAUAUUGAAUUUCAUGCCCAAAAAAUUAUAAAAAUACUGGCGAUCUUCAUUAAAUACCAAAAACUAGAAAUGCUACACAGAUUAACCGCUAUCUAAACCAAGUAUAGUCGCUAAGGGUAUUGAAAUAAGGACUUAAACUUCAAAGCUUAAAAAUUGGUCCUUUCUUUUGGCUAAUUUUAAGUAAAUAUUGACUAAUAAGUAGGUAUCUAUCCUAUUAUAAGUACUUUUUUGAGGUAGAUAAAUUCUAGAAAAUAUAAUCUCUUAUCUAUUAGACAAGUCCGUCCGUCUGUCUGUGGUGCUGUUUCAGCGGCCAAACCGUAACAUAGAUAAAGAGAAUGUUUAAGUUAUAAGUUAAGAAUAGUCUGAUAAGACUACAAACCGGAUUUGAGUAACGUAGCACUUCCGGUUUUCGAGAAAUCACGAAUUUCAAACGAAACCACACAAAAUCUCCGAAGUUCUCAAUUAAUUAAAUUUUUUUUUUUAAAAUCAGGUUUUGGUGAACAUUUGGUUCACUGGUUUGCUAGUAAUUAUGUACGGUCCUAAUGUUAAAUUUGGCAAUUGGCAGGAAUUUUAUGUACGAAAAUUUUUAAAAACAGGUUGUGAUCUAUAUUUUUGCCUAAGUAUAUAUAAUCUCACUAGGUACUAAAUAUAAUAAUCGAUCUUCUUUUAUUCGAGUGGGUUAUAAUAUAUCUUUAUUGGUGUCGAUUCUGAUAUGAUUCUCUCAACUUAAAACUAAAAUUGACAUCAGUCUCUGCUUUUCAGUUUGUGUAAAGAACGACAAGGUUACACUCAUAUCGAUUCUGGCAUGAUUCUCUAAAGCUAAACUUAAGACAACAGUUGUAGCCCUAUCAUUCACUAUACAGAAUGAAAAGGACAGACUGAUCUUUAAUUUAGUUUUAAGUUUAGAUAAUCCAAGGGCGGAUCCAGGGGGGGGGUCAUGG
Molecule: messenger RNA, 7270 nt
Organism: Chilo suppressalis (striped riceborer)
Lineage: Eukaryota; Metazoa; Arthropoda; Insecta; Lepidoptera; Crambidae
Source: the annotation of a GenBank genome assembly